AAUGCGUUGCGGGCGCCAUGUUUGUGUGAAGGAAUAGAUACUACCGAAAAUGAUAGAAUUUCUUGUUAUUUCACCCUUCGUCUCCAAAUUUUCAAGAAAACAGUCAUCCGGCGGGACAUUAGCCAAGCGGGUGUAUCAAACUCUGUUACAGUUUUAAAACAACAUCAAGUGAUUGAUAAGAGACUGGAUAAAGUCUGUUGUGUUACUCUGUCUCUCACUAAAGUAACCGUGAGUUUUUCAAACUAAUGUAAUCCUUCAUCAUCUCUCACAAUCCAACGUCUCCUUUUGAGUGACUGAAUGCAACUCACUCUGGUUUCGGGAGCAGUGCAGUGUCGUUUCCAACCAUCAUGGCUUUUGCGAGCCUUUUCGCCAAUCCCCCAAACCCCGUUCUUGACAAAAACAUGACAGACUCUGAACUUGCAGGGGACGAAAGAGAGGACGGUGAGCUUGAAGAUGGAGAAAUAGACGAUGAAGGGAUUGGCAUUGAGGAGGAGGGAAAAGAGCUGAAAGAAGAAAAAGAGAAAGAAGAAAAGACCCACAGGCGGUCGAGGAAGAGACACCGAAAAGAAAGAGAAAAGAGGAAAUCCAAGAAGAGGAGACGGGACAGACAGAAACAUCAUUCCCCCUCCAGUGAAGAUGGUUCGGGCAGCUAUGACUCUGAUUAUGAGCAUUCAGAAAGGCUGCACAAGAAAAACGCAGGAACAUACAGGGACUAUGACUCCCAGUUUACUCAGCAUGGCCAAUCUAGUGGAGGUUACAUGAAAUGUCAGAAGACGACACAACAUAAAAACAAUGAAUUUGACAAGUUCAGUGACUAUAGUGAGGAAAAAUAUGACUACGAAGGCGACGACAAUGAUUUUGCUGAUGAAUUGAACCAAUACAGACAAGCUAAAGAGGCCACAGCCUCAGGACCCAACAAGGGCCCCCCAAAGGAGCAGAUGAAGAAGCUGAAUAUGAAAGGAGUACAGAAAGGUCCAGGCCAGAAGGGCAGAGGCCGGGGUGCAGGGCGUGGGCGUGGCAUGCAGAAAAACAAGAAGCAGAAAGGGAAGAACUGGGGAAGAGGGCGAGGCCGAGGGGCAGACCAGGGGGCAGAUGGGCUGAAGGAGGAAGGAAAAGGUCCAGCUGUUAUCCAGAAGAAACGUCCAAUUAUGACCCAGGAGUUUAUUAACCAACACACAGUUGAACACAAUGGAAGAUAUAUUUGCAAAUAUUUCCUGGAAGGCCGUUGUAUAAAGGGGGACCAGUGUAAAUUUGAACACGAACUUGUUGUUCCUGAUAAGAAAAAGGAGAUUUGCAAAUUCUACCUACAGGGAUUCUGUAGUAAAGGCGAUAACUGCAUUUACAUGCACAAUGAAUAUCCUUGCAAGUUCUUUCACACUGGAGCAAAAUGCUAUCAAGGAGAUAACUGUAAAUUUUCCCAUGAUCCCCUUACAGAUCUUACGAGAGAACUCUUGGAAAAGGUUUUGAACACUGAGGAGGAGCCAGUAAAUGAAGAUGAACAGGAGUUGGAGGACUUGCGGAAACAGGGCAUUGCUCCCCUUCCGAAGCCGCCUCCUGGUGUGGGACUUCUACCCACACCUGGUCCUAAUAGCCCCCAGGAGGGCAGCCCCUGUAGCGGACAGAAGAAGAUCCCCUCCUUAUUUGAAAUUGUUGUGCAGCCAACUGUGGAUCUGGCACAAAAAAUUGGACUUAGGCCCAAUUUCUACAACAGCUCCUCCCCUCCUGGGCCCCAGUUCCAGGGAAAUGGUCCUCCUCCUCCGCAGAUGUUUGGAGGCGGCACUGAUGACAUGCCAGGCCCCAAUAUGAUGCCCCCUGGACCUAAUGGACCACCAGUUCCUCCUCCUGGGUCUCCAGGGUCACUGGGGCCAGCUCAUCAUGGAGGGCCUCCGGGGGUACACUGUCCACCAAUACCUCAAAGUCCUCCUCGUCAGCCCGUACCACAUGGUUUUCCAGGAGCACAUGGCCCGCCAAUGCAUCCACCACCCCCUGGGGUACCCCCAGCCUUUCACGGGAAUUCCCAUGGAAACAGAUCCCGAGAUACCCCCCCACAGACUGCACCAGGCCCACCCUUUCAACAGAUGUCAGAUCAUCAGAUGCAGCAAAACAUUCCUUUUCAGGCAAUGCCGAACACCACGGAUUUCUUCAAUAACUAUUACACCAACCAAACUGUUCACAGCCUAGAGACCGCACCACUUCAAGAAGAAGAAGCUCUUAACAUGGACCAGCUGACUUACAGCUGUGUCCAAGACAGUCAGCACAGCGGCACUGACUCAGACGGCAGCAGUAACCAUAAACCCCCAGUUCAUGUGCCAGACUUCCUUCCGGCCAUGCAGAAAGCACUGUUCCUCAGACUGAGUCAGAAGCAACAUGAAGGGGAUCAUCAGAAAGAGGAAAAUAAAGGACAAAAAAUGUCCAAUAAAGAGAAAGAUGAUGCAGUAAACUGGUAUUCCAGCGAUGAAGAGGAUGGUAGUAGUGUAACGGCCAUACUUAAAACCCUCAAGAAGCAAAAUGAGAUUAUUAAAACUCAGCAGCAGUCAGUAACACAACAGACAGCUUCCCAGGGUCCUUGUGAUCCACGACUUCAAAAGGACAAGAACAUCCCAUGUGAUCCACGGACAAAAUGUGACCCAAGGCACCGUGCAUCUGGAGAGGUGAGAAAGUCUGGAGAUGGCACUGUAGACCCAAGACUGGUCCGAGAUCCGAGGAAGAUCAAGCCUUCUGACCCCAGUUCCACAAAGCCUGACGUUCACCACUCUCAUGGUUCGUUUGCUCACAAGCAGCAAACUGGAGAUGAUGAUGAAGAGGGUGAAAGAGAGCUCAGAGAAAAGGCUGCAAUAAUCCCUCUAGAGCCUUUACCUGGCAUUGCGUUAAGGGACCCUAGAUGUCAGCUAAAGCAAUUUAGCCAUAUCAAAGUAGACAUUAUCCUGUCACGACCUGCAUUUGCAAAGAAUGUUGUAUGGGCCCCAGAAGACCUAAUCCCUCUUCUUAUACCGAAGCAGGAACCUUCCAUCAACUUGCCACUUCCUCCUCUCAUUGCUGACUCCAGACUGAACAGAAAUAACAGCGUUUUAAAUGACAGCAAUCAAAACACACUGCUUCAGGACCCGCGUCUGGUGGGGGGUAGAGGGAAAGAUAAUUUUCAUAAAGCGGGCGGGCACACGAUCAAGCCCUUGGAACCGAAGUCUUCCCCUGAAAAACCCCUGGAUCCUCGACUUCACAAGGCAGUAGAUCCCAGGGUCAGAGGGCCCUUAAACAUAGACUCAAAGCACUCUGUGGUGAAAGAUCCAAAUACUACUGCAGAUCCUCGGUUGCAGCGUGGAAGCAUUUCUGCCUUCCAGACAUCGGGUACUCCCACUGUUAAAUCAGAACCAGAAAAACUCCCACCGUAUGCUCCUAAACUGUCAUCUUCUAGUGGAGGACUUGGUAGCCCAACAACACUCCUAGGAGGAAUCAGCUUGUAUGAUCCCAGAAACCAAACACUGCAGUCUUCAAAGGAUGACGUGGAGAAUCCCAAGAGGUUAAGUAUUCUGAAACAAACGGUUAAACAGGAAAAUACUCAGUCAUCCCCUUUAGCUGCAUCCAAAGCUGGAGCGGUGCCAGAUACCAAGACAACAGACAUUUCUUCAGAUGCUACUGUAGAUAAAUAUAGCAGCUACAAUAGGCAGCGACCAACGCCAAUGGCGGCACAGUCUUCUACAGCCCCUGCAGUGCACAACCUGCCUAUUCAAGCGUUAGCUGGUUUAAUUCGGCCUCCGUAUAGUGACCCCAGACAGAGCAGACAAUCUGGACAAGUGAACGCACCUCAGGAGAGCGAUACGAAUGGGGAAUCGGAUGAUAAACCCCUCAAGGAUGUUUUCAAGACUUUUGACCCCACAGCUUCCCCUUUUUGUUAAUAGACACUCCAGCAAGAAUUUCUUCAUUUCAGAUAAUGUAUGCUAGAAUUUUGUUGCUUUCGGCCCCCAGGCAACUUGUUGAGCUCGAUAUUUAUUUAUUUUAAUUGUAAGUAACUGUUGCACAGACCCCGUGCUGUGUCUUUAGUUUUGUUUUCACUUAGAUCAACAUCGUAAUUGUAGUGAUGUAUUCUAAAACUCAACAGACUUUGUGUAAAAUUAUCACAGAUGUGUAUGUGAUGGAUCCAGUAAAAUUUAUUUUGUCAGUAAAUGUGUAUCAGAGAUGUAUGCUAUUGAAGUAUUAUGGUUUUAAACACUUUUUUGUGGAAAGAAUAUAAAACUGCCACUUUUAUAAAACUGUACAGUACUUAGCUGAUAUUUAACAAGAUACCAGAGAUCUACCGAUAAUAGUGUUAAACAACAAUUAUCAUGUUUAUUUUUCUGCACUAACAGAUCAGAUUUGCAACACAUUGGUUAUAUGACACUUUUGUUUUACAUAUUUAUUGCACAUGACCAUGAAGAAUGUUAGAACAGUAAGCAAUUUGCAAAGUAUUUUUCCUUGUUUCAGCUGGAAAAUCUGUAUAAGGUAAAUGUAUGUUUCUGUAUGAAGUCAGAUUUUUUUAUGAUGUAAUAUGGCACAUUGUAUAUUGCUUUUUUGUAAUAUAAAUACUGUACUUGUCAUUAACUUCUGAUAAGUUUGAUAUUUUUGUUGCUAUUCUAAAAUUAUUUGACAAGAACAGAAAUGUCAUAAAGUUGUGGUUUUAGGACAUUUUAACUCGAGUCUUCAAUAAAAGGAUAUAGAUAGAGAAAUGUGAAAAUUAGCAUUGCACAGUCAUUUUAUUUUUUACUGAAAAUAAUUUUAAAAUCACAUUAAAGAUUUUCGAACAAAGCAAAAAAAUCAGCUUUUAUUUGAUAAAACUGCAGUGUUUGCAGUGGGACUAAUUUAACAACUUGUCAAUGGCUGCAGAUAAUCUGAUAUGAAGAUGUUGGAAAUCAUUGGCGUUCUUCAGAAGGACAUAAUAUAAAAAGCAACAUUUGUAAAAAAGUUUCCAUCAUGUUAAUUGAGUAUAUUGUAAACCAAUCCAAUGUGUUUAUACUCUGAAUCUGAAAAAUCACAGACCUCCAUUUGACCAUACAGUAAACUUAUUCUGAUUUUGUUUUGCUCUAGAGAUAAUGCUGCAAUGCCUUGCUUUCAAACUUUCCAAGCUACUGCUAUUGCUUUUAAAAUUGUAUGUUAUGAUUGGAGGAAAAAGGUUUAGAACAGAAAUGC
Molecule: messenger RNA, 5160 nt
Organism: Lepisosteus oculatus (spotted gar)
Lineage: Eukaryota; Metazoa; Chordata; Actinopteri; Semionotiformes; Lepisosteidae
Product: zinc finger CCCH domain-containing protein 6
Biological process (GO): negative regulation of DNA-templated transcription
Cellular component (GO): nucleus
Molecular function (GO): metal ion binding; RNA binding
Source: RefSeq, a predicted model, not a curated record